AUGAACAGCACCACCCUUUCGCCCGGGGACGUCGUCGCCGGCCCCUCGCGAACCCGCGCGCGCCCGCCCUCUCAGCCCGCCGCGUCUUCGAAAGCGGCGCCGGGGCCAACAACGCGCACGCUGAAACAGCCCAUGACGCUCCGUGUCGCCGAGUCCAGCAUUGCAGGCACGGGCGCGCAGGACAAGGAGGAGUACUUUCGCGCACUGAAGCGUAAGGCUGAACUUGCGCGGCGGGUUGAUAAGUGGAUGGACAGGGUUAUGGAGGAGACGGUGGACCGGGGACCGUUCCAGAAGGCACUCUCCUACAUGCACGCAGGACAAUAUGCCGAGGUCGAGCACGAGCGCCAUCUGAACGGCCUCUGUUCGUACCCGCUCUGCUCAAACCCUCCCGCAGCUCCCUAUCGGGCUCAUAAGCGAUUCCAAAUCAGCGCCAGGGCCAAGACGAUAAAGGAAGUAGAGGGGAACGCGGACGAAGGGUUCUGCAGCAAGAAAUGCCGCGUCAAGUCCCAAUGGGUACGGGAGAAUCUGGGCUCGGAGGCGGCGUGGCUCAGAGGCAAAGUUGCGCCGAUGGAGUUGUUGGAGGAUAUGGAGGAGAGGUGGGAGCUGGUCUGGGAAGGAGGGCGGAAUGGACAGUAUCGACGCGUUAAGCCUGCUGCUGCUGCUGGGGGCGAGGGCAUGGACAUCGACGGCGCCGCUGCCGCCAGCACUGGUGGCAGGAAUACGAUAGCUUCCCAGCCUCCGCCGUUGGCUUCGGCGGUUGGCGGCCAGACCGUGGGCGCUGCUGCUGCUACAUCUGCUCCUCUUGGAGGUGCGGCUGCGGCUGUCCCUCAACCCCGCCCGGCGGCAUCGCAACAGUCCUCCCGGCCCAUGGCGACUCAGGCAUCUGCCGCCGCCGACUCCGCAUCGGCCGCACCUGCCGACGCCCCAGCCCCCGAAGCCAGCGAAGUGCACGACCUCCUCGACACGCUCGUGAUCCGUGAACGCGACACGGCCCGCGACGUCCCCGUGCCGCCGACGCUGAACCCUCCUCCGGCCCAACUCGCCCCGAAACCGCCCUCAGCAACCUCAGCGCGGAAAGCGCGCAACACGUCUUCGAUGAUUGACGGCGCCAACUCGAAACUGGCCCAGAGCGUGCUCACGGCGCAUCGGCAGAUGAAGCCUGUUCUGCAACAGGAAGGGGAUAGCGAGGAGGAGGAAGGGUACCAGGAGCAGGAGUGGGAGAAGGCCAUGGGAUGGGGAGAGGGCAAGGAGCUGGAGGCCAUGUUUGAGGAGGCUAGGCGGGCGAGGGAACUGGCUGGAGAACAGUAG
Messenger RNA from Trichosporon asahii var. asahii CBS 2479, 1308 nucleotides. RefSeq lists its product as uncharacterized. The transcript is spliced from 2 exons. NCBI's taxonomy places the organism in Eukaryota, Fungi, Basidiomycota, Tremellomycetes, Trichosporonales, Trichosporonaceae. Gene Ontology annotation, molecular function: RNA polymerase II CTD heptapeptide repeat phosphatase activity; RNA polymerase core enzyme binding. The coding region runs from base 1 to 1308 and encodes 435 amino acids. The record is from RefSeq and is a predicted model, not a curated record. Gene Ontology annotation, cellular component: cytoplasm; nucleus.